CUUUGAUCAGAUUCUGGAUCAAAAAAGUAAAGAAAAACCCACCUGGUCUACUCCUAGAUUCUAUUUAAAUUCUAACUUAGGUUCUUUGAGUGAUACGCUACCACAGCAAGUCAACAAGAAAGUAUGCUGUAGCUCAGAACUUGGAAAAAAGAGAGCUUUUAUCUAUCCUGGAGGAAUGACACAUAUUGUUAAAAGAACAAGGCAGAUAGCAAAGAUAUUUGCCUCAUUACAGCUCCGUGAUAAUCUUCCAGCAGUCCUAAUAUCAAUAUGUGAGAAAUAUGUAGCUUGUUGUGCCUCCCUCAGAACCUGUGCAACACAACGGUAGCAGAAAGAGUGUUCUCCAAAGCCAUCUUGAAGCAGAUUUGAAAUGAAUUAAGAUUAAAGCAAAUGAGCAGUUGACCAGCUUUCACCAUUGAUUUUGCCCUAGGUAAAGGUGUUCUGUGUAUCUGACAACCUGAAGUACCAACAUUUAGCAGCUGCGAGCUGGAACAGGAGGGGAAAUUCGCUGUCAACUAGAAGAACAAAGCAUGUGUAUGAACUGGUGCUUCACACUUCUGUGUUCCAGGUGAAGAAGGAUCACACAAUUUUUUUACUGAGUUACUUGCAUUUGGAUUCUUGGCACUUCUGGCAGAAAUAAAGAAUUUGAGAAGAUUAAAAGAAUUGCAGACUGCAGAAAGGAGGACAAUUGAGGAGGAAAGGUGGGAAACAACAGUGUGAGGGACUCAUGGAGGAAACAGAUACCAGCUUUUACUGGGAAUUUCAAGCCAGUCCUGAGGUGUUGCUGGGCAAAUUUGAAAACACCUCGUGGUGCAGACAUCAAAACCAGAAUUGGAAGAAAAUGCUGCCAGCAGAGCAUCAGAAACCUGCAGCCAACUGCACUGGAGUUGUGGACUUUAAGGCCUGCCUGGGUAAUACAGUCAACUUCUGUCCUACCAAUAUUUCUUGUCAAUGUAAAAAUGAAAAACCUUUUUGCAGAUGUGAUUACACCAGAGUGGACUGGAGGGAGUUUUGGUACAUGGAUCCUAAAUGUAGCCACCUUUGGAACACUUUAGACUUGAUUUUAGUAACUGUUCUUCCUGCAAUAGCACUGGUUAUCAUAGUUGUUGCAAUAUUUUACUGUGUCUACUACUGUAAAAGUGAAAAAGCUAGGAACUGGACAAAUCCUCCAUACUGUGAAGCACAGCAUAACCCUGCGUUUACUGUUGAAACAGCUGGUAACUUGGGGCAUGUUUAUCAGCAAUCACCAAAGGACGGCUGGGUUGGACGAAUUCCAAAAGCUGUACUGAGAAGACAAGAUUUUGAUGAUGGCCCAGCCCCAAGUCAAUUAGAGAAUUACAGUGGCAUGGCAACUGAUAAAGAUCCCGUAAAUGGUCCUAUGCAUCCUCAGCCAUUAAGGAGACCGGAUCCAACAACAGACUAUUUUUCUAACCAGCGACCUCAAUAUGAGAAAUCAGGCUAUCCAAGCAAUAAUUUGCCUUAUGCAGAUUAUGCAGAGGGGAGACAGUAUCGGAGAUACUAAGUACCAGUGCUUCCUGUAUCUGAAGUGUCUUGGAAAACUGCAUGAUCAAUGGACGAUCCAAAUGCUGAGAGAUCAGUAAGACUUUGUGGGCUGGGACAUAGAGGAAAUAGCCAUAACUAUUAGAAAGGACUAAAAGUUAUUGCAAAGCAAAGAUACAGGAGAUGAUUGUAAAACAAAACAUGAUAUUGGCAUCCAAUUUGCUUACUGUGUAAUUGAUGACUUUUUGUGAAUACCUGAUUUUUAGACUUUACAUAGCUGCUUCUAA
This is a messenger RNA of Grus americana (Whooping crane), 1784 nucleotides long. RefSeq lists its product as uncharacterized. The transcript has 13 exons. The coding region runs from base 725 to 1519 and encodes 264 amino acids. Lineage: Eukaryota; Metazoa; Chordata; Aves; Gruiformes; Gruidae. The record is from RefSeq and is a predicted model, not a curated record.